This is a messenger RNA of Geodia barretti, 633 nucleotides long. Lineage: Eukaryota; Metazoa; Porifera; Demospongiae; Tetractinellida; Geodiidae. The record is from the annotation of a GenBank genome assembly.
CAGAAGGUGCGCACCGCCGAAGGCGACGAACGGGUCGACUACAACGCGGCGCUGCUCUACGAGGGUGGCGAGAUCGUGCAGACCUACCGCAAGUUGCAUCUGGUGCCGUUCACCGAGCGCUACCCGGAAUGGGGUCCUCGCUUCCUCCAUGACCUGCUGGAGGACUUCGAGACCCACUUCUGGGAGCGGGGCGACGAGUGGACGGUGUUCGAUGCCGGCGGGGUGCGCUUCUCGACGCCGAUCUGCUUCGAGGACACCUUCGGCUAUUUGAACCGGGAAUUCGUGAAUCGCGGGGCACAGGUGAUCGUCAACAUGACCAACGAUGCGUGGUCGAAGUCCGUACCCGCGGAGAUGCAGCACUUCGCGAUGGCCGUGUUUCGUGCCACCGAGAACCGCAGGAGCGUGGUGCGGGCCGCCAACAGCGGCAUCACCGCCAUCGUCGAGCCGUCGGGCCGCAUCACCGCUAUGCUGGAGCCGUUCGUCGAGGGCACCCUGGUCGGUGACGUGCCGGUCUUCGAUGAGGCGCGGACGCUCUAUUCCCGCGCCGGCGACUGGUUGGGCGUGGCGCUGACGGCAGCGGCGUUCCUGCUGAUCGCAGGCGCGCUGCUGUGGCGGCCGCUCCGGAAGCGUUGA